This is a messenger RNA of Prorocentrum cordatum, 1116 nucleotides long. The record is from the annotation of a GenBank genome assembly. Lineage: Eukaryota; Dinophyceae; Prorocentrales; Prorocentraceae.
GCUAUGGGCAGUUAAGCCCGACAUCAGUCAACCUGCCGAGGAUUGGCAGUUGCAGCAUCUCGACGCCAACGGGCCGUGCGACCCGUCACUUUUAAGUAAGGACCUCCCGAUCUACACUGACGGGUCCGAUCUGCAUCCCGCUUUCCCUGACAUCGGCAGGUCGGGAGUAGCAGUAGUUCAACUUUCAGACACAGGCGAGCUGUACAGAGCAAUCCGCUCGCCUCUGCCCUGUAGCUACAAGCAGGCCCCAGUGCACGCCGAGCACGCAGGGCUAGCGAUAGCCGCAGUCUGGUCGACCCACCCGCGCUCUCAACCCAUUUACGUUGACUGCGCCACCCUUCUUAAAGGGCUUAAGCCGCACAUUGCUUUAAAAGGCUCGUUCCAGUUUUCCGAUUACUGGAAAGUCAUAGCGGCGCAGCUCCCUUCCGAUUCCUGGCUGGACGUCAGGAAAAUUAAAGCACACAGAGAGCUUAGUGAGGCGGUGGAUGAACAGGAUGCCACGCACAUUACGGCCAACAGGGCUGCUGACUGGCACGCCAAAGAAGCGGCCAAGCUCCAUGACCUCCCACCCGAGGAAGUCGAGCAGUACUCAGCGCUGGUGACCACAUAUACCGAAUUACUCAUAGGUGUAGGUAAGAUUCUUGGGGGGUGGCCUCAGGCCGGGGACUUGUACGGUGAACUUAACCGUGAGUGCCCGGAGAGAGCCCCCCGUAAAUUCUUAAGCCAACACAGCCCUAUCUGGGACAAUGGCAGAUUCCGUUGCACGAUUUGUCUUAGGAGAGUCUCCCCAAACACCAAAAAACCCUGUCAGGAGGUGGCCUCGCACAUACAGGCGGCCAUCGAAACGGCAGGGGAGCUGAGACACAAGCUGCAGAUAGGUUGGGUCAUAGGAUCGCGCAUGCCCAUUGUUUUCUGUGCAGCCUGCGGAGGGUUCACGUCCAGCGUCCGCAGUCGUAAGCUCCACGCCAAGUGUACUGCGAAGGUGUCCUCGGAGCUCAGAAAGCUCCGUCGUGGCGAGGUCCCUGGUACACAACCGCUGCAGAGGUUUAAGAAUGUGAUGCCAGUUUAAUGUGCGGCUACCCUUGAAACGGACAAGUCGGGAACCGACGUGCGCAC